This is a messenger RNA of Colletotrichum spaethianum, 1371 nucleotides long. RefSeq names its product interferon-induced GTP-binding protein Mx3. Lineage: Eukaryota; Fungi; Ascomycota; Sordariomycetes; Glomerellales; Glomerellaceae. Gene Ontology annotation, cellular component: microtubule; membrane; cytoplasm. The transcript has 2 exons. The record is from RefSeq and is a predicted model, not a curated record. Gene Ontology annotation, molecular function: microtubule binding; GTP binding; GTPase activity. Bases 1 to 1371 code for a protein of 456 amino acids.
AUGCAAGAAGACCUCUCGGAUCUCCCAGCUGCCAUCGAGGAGGUCUCCAAGCUUAUGGGGAUUCGAGGCUUCACCGGUUCCUUGAGCGAUGCAGCCUUUGCUUCAGAUGCGCUCCGUAUCGAGGUCACCGGUCCUACCGGACUGCAGCUCAGUGUUGUCGAUCUUCCUGGCCUAAUCUCCGUCUCCAACGAGGAACAGUCCGAAGCAGGUGUUGAAGCUGUUCACGCCAUGGUCAGGAGUUAUUUGCAAAGCACCAGGGCCAUUAUCCUUGGUGUCGUUCAGGCUAGUAACGAUGUUGCGAACCAAGGCAUCAUCAAAAUCGCCCGCGAGUACGACCAAGACGGCCAGCGUACUAUCGGAAUCAUCACCAAGCCCGACCUCAUCAACACGGGCACCGAAGAUAGGCUCGCUAAAAUUGCGAAGAAUCAAGACUCGAUUAAGUUGAAACUUGGUUUCUUCUUACUCAAGAAUCCAAGCCCUGCUGAGAUAAAAGGCCUGGGAGCGAAGCUGAGCCGCGCUGAGCUGGAGAUGAACUUUUUCUCGUCGCCUGCUUGGAAAGCCCAAGACCUUGACACGACCCGUGUCGGUAUUGAGAACCUCAAGGUCUUUCUGCGGGAAGUCUUGGAUGAGCAUCUCGAGAGAGAGUUGCCCAAGGUUACGGUUGAGAUCAGACGUCUUCUAGCCUUGAAAGAAGAGGAGCUCGAAGCGAUAGGACCUGAACGCCGGUCCCUCGGGGACAUCCGUUCGUUUAUGACCAACUUGAGCAUGCGCUACUACACGCUCGCUCAAGCCGCCCUCGAAGUGAAUUAUCACAGUUCAGAUGUACAAUUUUUUGAAAAGAAGAACGGCACUCGUCUCCGUUCCUUGGUUCAUCAACAAAACGGUCAGUUCGCCGAAGUGAUGCGUAGCCGUGGCCACAAACGGAAGGUGGUGGAUGAUCCGCAUUCAGAGACCAACGGCACCAGUAACGAUAUGAAUGCACAGCUCAUGGUCACAAAAGACGAGAUGAUUACGUGGAUUCAGCAUAUAAGGGGUCGCGAGCUCCCUGGCAACUACAACCAUGUUUUACUUACUGAGCUCUUCUAUGAGCAGUCCAGCCCGUGGCGCAAGAUUGCAGAGGACCACGUCUCAAAAGUUAUAGACUGCGUCUGCAAAUGGGUUCUUCAGGCUUUUUUCCGACUCUUCUCGAAAGAUCGCUUGCGACGAGAUCUCACCAUGCUUUGUCAGGAGCGGUUGGAUAAAUGCAGAGUCCACGCUUUUGAAGAACUACACAAGAUCCUGCUCGCUGAGAAGAGACAUCCCAUUACUUACAAUCAUUGCUACUCGACAACGUUCAGAAAGCCCGCAAUGACUCCCAAAAAUUGGUUCUAA